CGGAGCGGGCGGCGGGUCCGGAGCGGGCGGCGGACGGGGGGGACCUGAGCGGCCGCGAUGUGGAGGCGGCUGGAGGAGCGAGUGUCCGGUCUCUGCUCCGUCCUCACCGGACUGUCCGUCGUCUACUGGGCGCAGAGUGUCAAUGGAAUCGGGAACAUUUCCAUGGUGAAACGGACAGUGGACAGGCUGCUCAGAGGCUACGACAUCCGCCUCCGGCCUGAUUUUGGAGGGUCUCCGGUCACUGUGGGGAUGAGUAUACACAUUGCCAGCAUUGACAUGAUCUCGGAAGUUAACAUGGAUUACACCAUCACCAUGUACUUCCAGCAAGGUUGGCGGGACAAGCGUCUCUCGUACACGGCCAUCCCUCUCAACCUGACGUUAGACAACCGCGUGGCAGACCAGCUCUGGCUGCCUGACACCUACUUCCUCAACGACAAGAAGUCCUUCCUGCAUGGGGUGACAGUGAAGAACCGCAUGAUCCGGCUGCACCCCGAUGGCACCGUGUUGUACGGGCUCAGGAUCACCACCACUGCUGCCUGUAUGAUGGAUCUGAGACGCUAUCCCUUGGACCAACAGAACUGCACGCUGGAAAUAGAAAGUUAUGGCUACACCACAGACGACAUUGUGUUCUACUGGAAAGGUGGAGAUACAGCGGUGACUGGAGUGGACAACCUGGAGCUCCCACAGUUCACCAUCGUUGAGCUGAGGCUUGUGUCCAAGGAAGUGGUCUUUGCCACAGGUUCGUACCCUCGGUUGUCACUCAGUUUCCGCAUCAAGAGGAACAUCGGAUACUUCAUCCUGCAAACCUACAUGCCCUCAAUCCUCAUCACCAUCCUGUCCUGGGUCUCAUUCUGGAUUAACUAUGAUGCUUCUGCUGCACGAGUCGCCCUGGGAGUUACGACGGUUCUGACAAUGACCACAAUCAACACUCACCUCCGCGAAACCCUCCCCAAGAUCCCCUACGUCAAGGCCAUUGACAUUUACCUGAUGGGCUGCUUUGUCUUUGUCUUUCUGGCCUUGCUGGAGUAUGCCUUUGUCAACUAUAUCUUCUUCGGCAAGGCUCCAACACAGCACACCAAACCCCUGGGCAAAACCAGCAAGAACAACGCAGACUGGGGCAGCUUCCCAAACACGGGGAUUGAUGUCCAUGGAAACAUUCUCCUCAGCACCUUGGAACUGAAUGAAGAGGUGGUGCCCUCGGAGCCAGCCAGCAGUGUCAGCAAUUCCCGUAAUUCUGUCAUGUCCUUUGAUAGUUCUGGAAUUCAGUUUCGAAGGGUUGGAUCCAGGGAUGGGCUGGAGCCCACCCCCCGCGAGCGGAAGCGAGACCGUGAGCUCACCAAAAGCCGACUGCAUCGACGGUCAUCCAAGCUGAAGCUGAGGAUCCCCCACCUGAUGGAUGUUAGUGCAAUUGACAAGUGGUCGAGAAUCGUCUUCCCCAUCACCUUUGGCUUCUUCAACAUCAUCUACUGGCUGUACUACGUGCACUGACAGAGAGAUGGGAGCUCCUCUCCACACAGGGCCAGCCAGGUCUCGUGCUCACAAUAACGUGACCAGGACUUUAUACACAUGUAAAAAGGGACAAUGGGUGAACGCCUGAACAUGAUGUAUUGUACAGUUCUCCUUGCAGCCACUACACUUACCCUGACAUUGAAACCAUGA
Messenger RNA from Amblyraja radiata (thorny skate), 1659 nucleotides. Its product is annotated as gamma-aminobutyric acid receptor subunit beta-4-like. Lineage: Eukaryota; Metazoa; Chordata; Chondrichthyes; Rajiformes; Rajidae. Bases 58 to 1488 code for a protein of 476 amino acids. The record is from RefSeq and is a predicted model, not a curated record. Gene Ontology annotation, molecular function: GABA-A receptor activity; extracellular ligand-gated monoatomic ion channel activity. Gene Ontology annotation, biological process: monoatomic ion transmembrane transport. The transcript is spliced from 9 exons. Gene Ontology annotation, cellular component: membrane.